AGCCCCCCCACAAGUCUGCGCAGGGUCGCAGAGGCGUGUUGUUGUUUUCAAAACGGCGGAGGUUAUGACUGGCGGGACCGAGUUUCACAAAAGGUAUAAUAGCAACAAGGACCCUGAAUCUAGAAUGGACGUAGACAUGGAUUCCGGCCACAUGGAAAGUGAGCGGGGUGAAUUGGACAGUAGUAUCCCGGCUGCGUGUUCUUCAAACGGCAGCGGCGGGGAAGAGGACGAGGCGGAGGCCGUUGGACGUGCGAGAGAAGCCGGGGGCUCUGGUAGUCAGCACACGCCGGACGGAGGCGGAGUGCUCUGCGGCGGCAGGGAGCAAGAGGUGUCGGUCGAGAUUGGAGAAACGUAUUUAUGUCAACGAGCCGACAAGACAUGGCAUACAGCAGAGGUGAUUCAGUCCCGACUGAAUGAACAGGAGGGCAGAGAGGAGUUCUAUGUCCACUAUGUAGGAUUCAACAGACGCCUGGAUGAGUGGGUGGGAAAGGCUCGUCUGGCACUAACCAAGACGGUGAAGGAUGCAGUGAGGAAGAGCACGGAGAUCGGCGGCGUUGGUGAUUUGGGCGAACAGCCUGAAAGGAAAAUCACUCGCAACCAGAAGCGGAAGCAUGAUGAGAUCAACCAUGUGCAGAAGACAUAUGCAGAGAUGGACCCAACAACAGCUGCCCUGGAGAAGGAACAUGAGGCGAUCACCAAAGUGAAAUAUGUGGAUAAGAUCCAGAUAGGAAACUUUGAGAUCGACGCCUGGUACUUCUCGCCGUUUCCGGAGGACUACGGCAAGCAGCCCAAGCUGUGGAUCUGCGAGUACUGCCUGAAGUACAUGAAGUACGAGAAGACCUUCAGACAUCACCUGUCCCACUGUCAGUGGAAGCAGCCUCCAGGCAAAGAAAUCUACAGGAGGAGCAACAUAUCGGUGUAUGAAGUGGAUGGGCGAGACCACAAGAUCUACUGUCAGAAUCUUUGUCUACUAGCGAAACUGUUUCUCGACCACAAGACGCUUUAUUUUGACGUGGAGCCCUUUAUCUUCUACAUCCUCACUGAAGUGAACAAACAGGGAGCGCACAUCGUCGGCUACUUCUCCAAAGAGAAAGAGUCUCCAGACGGGAAUAAUGUGGCGUGUAUUCUCACGCUGCCGCCGUACCAACGCAGAGGCUACGGAAAGUUCCUCAUAGCUUUUAGUUACGAGCUGUCCAAGCUGGAGAGUGCAGUCGGUUCUCCAGAGAAGCCCCUGUCUGAUCUGGGGAAGCUCAGCUACAGAAGUUACUGGUCUUGGGUCCUGCUGGAGAUCCUGAGGGACUUCCGGGGAACGCUGUCAAUCAAAGACCUCAGCCAGAUGACCAGCAUCACGCAGAGUGACAUCAUCAGCACGCUACAGUCGCUCAACAUGGUCAAGUACUGGAAAGGUCAGCACGUCAUCUGUGUGACGCCCAAACUGGUGGAGGAGCACCUGAAGAGCGCCCAGUACAAGAAACCCCCGAUCACAGUGGACACGAUGUGCUUGAAGUGGGCGCCCCCCAAAAACAAACAAGCAAAGUUGUCCAAGAAGUGAGAGGAGUGACGCCGCAUCUGUCCGUCAGUCAGCCGGUGCACGUCGUCUGCAGAGCUCACCUGUUCCUCACCUGUUAGGAAAACUCAGUGUAAAUAGCCGUUAUUAGCACCUGUCAGUAUUUUCUUAAAUAUAUAUG
Molecule: messenger RNA, 1688 nt
Organism: Chelmon rostratus (copperband butterflyfish)
Lineage: Eukaryota; Metazoa; Chordata; Actinopteri; Chaetodontiformes; Chaetodontidae
Gene: kat8
Product: K(lysine) acetyltransferase 8
Exons: 11
Coding region: 65-1552 (495 amino acids)
Biological process (GO): regulation of DNA-templated transcription
Molecular function (GO): histone acetyltransferase activity
Source: RefSeq, a predicted model, not a curated record